Mus pahari (shrew mouse) is the source of this 947-nucleotide messenger RNA. It is a transcript of the gene Cmtm5, whose product is annotated as CKLF like MARVEL transmembrane domain containing 5. Gene Ontology annotation, cellular component: membrane. Lineage: Eukaryota; Metazoa; Chordata; Mammalia; Rodentia; Muridae. The record is from RefSeq and is a predicted model, not a curated record. Bases 262 to 732 code for a protein of 156 amino acids. The transcript has 5 exons.
AGGAGGGUUAACCACCUCUCCCUCACCCCUCCCCAUGCCUCCUUGGGUCCCUGCAGGCCAGAGCAGAGGCACUCUAGGCACAGCUGGGUGAAGCCCAUCUGGGCAAGCCUUCUCUGGGUACUGCCUUUCCCCAGAGCCCUACAGCAGGCCCCAGCUUCACUUUCAGGCUCCUGUCUGCUUCUCUAACCAGGCUUCUGUUUCCCUUCCUGGGCUGCUGGGAAUCUGGUGAGGGAGAGUCUGUGUCCUGUGAGCCUCACAGAGAUGUUCAGUGCUUGGGAUCGCCGGGAACGGCCCCCAGAGGAAGGAGCAGCUGCAGGGCUCCAGGGCUUCGGAGUGGACAAGACCUUCCUGUCUUCCCUUAAAGGCAUUCUGCUGGAAACUGAGCUGGCCCUGACCUUCAUCAUCUUCAUUUGCUUCACGGCCUCCAUCUCUGCCUACAUGGCUGCAGCGUUGCUAGAGUUCUUCAUCACACUGGCCUUCCUCUUCCUCUACGCCACGCAGUACUACCAGCGCUUGGAUAGGCUCAACUGGCCUUGUCUGGACUUCCUCCGGUGUCUCAGUGCCAUCAUCAUCUUCCUGGUAGUCUCCUUUGCUGCUGUGACCUCGAGGGAAGGAGCCGCCAUUGCUGCUUUUGUUUUUGGCAUCAUCCUGGUCUCCGUCUUUGCCUAUGAUGCAUUCAAGAUCUACCGAACUGAACUGAUGCCCAGUACCACGGAGGGGGACCAGCAGUGAUUCCAGGGUCACCUGGCUCCCACGACCAGACACAAGGAACCGUGGAGCCCAUCUUUGUCAUCUUUGAAUUCACUGAAUCCCAAGUACCCAUCAUCUAUUCCACAGAGAUGUGCACUUGAGAAGUCCCAGGGACCUGUGGGAACUGGUGAAGUUCUGGGGGCUGGGGCAGGUUGCUGUGCCUCCAAAUCACUCCCAAAUUAAAAAAAAAAAAAUCA